This is a messenger RNA of Puntigrus tetrazona (Sumatra barb), 639 nucleotides long. RefSeq lists its product as uncharacterized. NCBI's taxonomy places the organism in Eukaryota, Metazoa, Chordata, Actinopteri, Cypriniformes, Cyprinidae. The transcript is spliced from 4 exons. Bases 1 to 639 code for a protein of 212 amino acids. The record is from RefSeq and is a predicted model, not a curated record.
AUGACUGUAUUUGAUGAUGUUCUUGACGGGAGAUUCAGAGACAGACUGAAGAUGGACGAUCAAACCGGAUCUCUGACCAUCAUGAACACCACAAUGAAACAUGAUGGAUUUUACGGAAUUAAGACCAACAAUAUGAGCAAGAGUUUCCUUCUCUCUGUCUAUGAUGAAAUCCCACUGAAGGAGGGAGAAUCAGUCACUCUAAACACUCAUCUUACUCAAAUAAUGGAUGAUGAUCAGAUUCAGUGGAGACUUGGAAACUCUUUAAUCGCUGAAAUCAAUGUAAGAGCUGACAGAUUCACUGAAAAUGAUGAUGUUCUUGACGGGAGAUUCAGAGACAGACUGAAGAUGGACAAUCAAACUGGAUCUCUGACCAUCAUGAACACCACAAUGAAACAUACUGGAGCUUAUCAACUGCAGUUCAACCUUAUGAGCAUGCUUUUCUUCCUCACUGUCUAUGAUGAUAUAUCAGUGAAGGAGGGAGAUUCAGUCACUCUCAACUCUGAUCUUACUCAAAUAAUGGAUGAUGAUGUGAUUGUGUGGAUGUAUAUAAAUGAAAACACCGCCAUACUUUCUCAUAUCAAUAAACGGCUCAACAUCAUGACUACUCUGAACACUGCUGUGGUUUUACUGAAGCUGUGA